AUGUCUAACCUUCGAAAUCUACUAGUCAUCGAAGUAGGAGGAGUUCCCGUUCGGGUUGCACCAAACGGAGAUAGUCCUGAAGCAAUCGCAUCUUUUAAAGGUCUCAUACGAAGAUUGAAAACGACUUCACUUGUUUCUCAGACUCCUCAAGCAAUAAGUGAGCCAUCUCGACAAGUUCGGGUACUACUAUCGGUCGACUUUGAUGCAGUCUCCGGAUGGUUAGGUACAGGGCAGCACCCACGUAACUGCUUGGCAGACUAUUCCUCAGGCUUCUUCGCAGGCCAUGUUGGAGUGAGCCGUCUGAUCCGUCUGUUCAAACGAUUGGAUGUUGCCGACAAGAUGACUUGGUUCAUUCCGGGCCAUUCAAUGGAGACAUUCCCCGUGGAAACCCAGUUGAUCCACGAUUCGGGAGCAGAGGUCGCGUUACACGGCUAUUGUCACGAAGACUGUACGAGACUUAGCACACAGCAAGAGAAGGACAUCUUCGAGAAGUGCAUCAAACUUGCUCAAUCUCUCACUGGGAAGAAGCCUGUUGGAUACCGAGCGCCCCUCUAUCGAUAUCUACCGAACGUGGAAAAUUCGCAUGGAUACGUGCCGUCUCAGUCGAUUGAGCGGAUGUGGCAAGACAGAUUCGCUUGGCUUUGGAAUCAUGGACCGGACGGCGAAGGUCCUGCGGAUUUCGUGUUUCCGUUAAUCUUGCAUCCUGAUACAUCUGGAAUGGCACACAUUAUUGGGACUAUUGAGAGCAUGAUUCUGUGGAUGAAAGGUCAUGGAACGCAAGUCGAGUUCGUCACCUAUGAGACGGUAGCGAGAUCGUAUUUGAGUCAAAAGAGGCAUGCGUGA
This is a messenger RNA of Colletotrichum gloeosporioides, 843 nucleotides long. RefSeq names its product Peptidoglycan deacetylase. Bases 1 to 843 code for a protein of 280 amino acids. The transcript is spliced from 2 exons. Gene Ontology annotation, biological process: carbohydrate metabolic process. The record is from RefSeq and is a predicted model, not a curated record. Gene Ontology annotation, molecular function: hydrolase activity, acting on carbon-nitrogen (but not peptide) bonds. Lineage: Eukaryota; Fungi; Ascomycota; Sordariomycetes; Glomerellales; Glomerellaceae.